UCUUCUCUCUUUUUUUUUUUCUUUCUUUUUCUUAAUUAGUACUACCACUGAGGUUUCUGCAUAUUUCCCAAAAAUCGUCAUGAUCACAACUAUACUACAGCAUAUAUAAUCAAGAUCUAAGAAGAGAUAUUGUCAUCGUUUGUACUAUAAGUUUUAUUUUUUCUAGGGUUUCUUCUAGCUUCUUUCUAAUUUCUUGUUCCGGCAAAUAAUAUUGAUCAAUAUGGCGAACCGUUGGUGGGCCGGUCAAGUGGGUCUUCCCGGAGUUGAAACCUCGUCGACGUCGUCUCCGAUGAAGAAACCAGAUCUGGGGAUCUCCAUGAGCAACACCACCGCGCAGACGGCCGGAAACAGCGGCGGAGGCGACGAAGAAGACGAGAGAGACAACAGCGACGAGCCGAGGGAGGGCGCCAUCGACGUCGCCUCGCGGCGGCCGAGGGGCCGCCCUCCCGGCUCGAAGAACAAGCCAAAGCCGCCAAUCUUCGUCACCAGGGACAGCCCCAACGCGCUGCGGAGCCACGUGAUGGAGAUCGCCAACGGUGCCGACAUCGCCGACAGCGUCGCUCAGUUCGCCAGGCGCCGCCAACGCGGCGUUUGUGUCCUCAGCGGUAGCGGCACCGUCGCCAACGUCACUCUCCGUCAGCCGUCCGCCCCUAGCGCUGUCGUCGCUCUCCACGGAAGGUUCGAGAUCCUGUCGUUGACCGGAGCCUUUCUCCCUGGUCCGUCCCCACCCGGGUCGACUGGUCUCACCAUAUACCUCGCCGGCGGGCAGGGGCAGGUCGUAGGCGGGAGCGUGGUGGGCCCGUUGGUGGCGGCGGGCCCGGUGAUGGUGAUCGCGGCCACGUUUUCGAACGCCACUUACGAGAGGCUGCCGCUAGAGGAGGAGGAGGAAGGCGGUGUAGGUGGAUCGUCUCCGGGGAUUGGAGGAAGUGGAGGGCAUCAAAGUGGUGGUGGCGGUGGUGGGGGGAUGCAAGAGCCGGUGUCGUCGGGUAUGCCGGUUUAUAAUUUGGCGCCGAAUUUGCUUUCGAACGGAGCUGCUGGACAGUUGAGCCAUGAUCAGGCCUUUCCGUGGCCUCAUGGUGGUGGUCGACCACCGUACUAGCUAGUUGAUUCAUCAUAUCAUAUAUAUAAUGCAGUGAAUGGACAGUUUAGAACGACGAAAUGUUUGAAAGAUGUUAGGGCAAAGGGAAGACCAGUAAGUUGAUCAAUUUCCUAGUUUCCUUUUUUUUUUUCCACUGCUUGUACUUCAGAAAUUUAAUGAUGAUGAUGAUGAUGAUGAUAAUUAGUAUGGACUAGUAGUGUAAUAUGAAUCUCUGUAUAUUUUGGAAUAAGUAUUGAUCAGCUCAUUUUGCCAA
Molecule: messenger RNA, 1352 nt
Organism: Morus notabilis
Lineage: Eukaryota; Viridiplantae; Streptophyta; Magnoliopsida; Rosales; Moraceae
Product: AT-hook motif nuclear-localized protein 19
Exons: 1
Coding region: 221-1099 (292 amino acids)
Cellular component (GO): nucleus
Molecular function (GO): minor groove of adenine-thymine-rich DNA binding; DNA-binding transcription factor activity
Source: RefSeq, a predicted model, not a curated record